Molecule: messenger RNA, 1462 nt
Organism: Megachile rotundata (alfalfa leafcutting bee)
Lineage: Eukaryota; Metazoa; Arthropoda; Insecta; Hymenoptera; Megachilidae
Product: retinol dehydrogenase 14
Source: RefSeq, a predicted model, not a curated record
UUUGUCGGACGGUCCAAUUACUCGUAGCGAUUAUAAUCGCCUUAAUUAGAAUCCACUUCCUCGAGAUUUUAGAACGUGAUGAGAUGAUCCGUUUAUUUUUAAUAGCGCAUUCGAAAAUAGGUAAUUAAUUAUGAAACGGAAUCAGGUGAACUUUGAUAAAAUAGAACAAUUUGACGUGGAAGUUCAUUAAAAACCACUCUUUCGUUGCUCUGUAGCUGAAAAGGUGGGGAGGUGGUUGAAGAGCGUACGCUUUUACGAAUCACGAUGUCAGUGUAGAAACAAGACUCAGGUAGGCAAGGUGUGUAAGUAAUACUUGAAUUCUCGAGCCAGUCUGAAUGAGAAUCUAGUAACGAUCGAUAUCAUGUUACUGAAGAUCGUAUCGUGCACGACGCUGUGUUACUUAGUCGCAGUCCUGUUAUUCGGCGCGCUUCUACUCCUAUCAGUUCUGUACAUGUACUUACAGUACAGGAUAGGAAAGUGCACGAGCAAGAACAAAAUGGACGGGAAGACGGUAUUGAUAACUGGAUGCACUUCUGGAAUCGGGAAGGAGACUGCGAAAGAUAUCGCGAAGAGGGGCGCCAGAUUAAUUAUGGCCUGUCGAAAUGUGGAAGCUGCAGAAAAAUUCAAAGAGGAGUUAGUCAAGGAAACCGGCAAUACAAACAUAGUUGUGCGAAAGCUCGACCUGUCAUCCUUCUCUUCGAUCAGACAGUUCGCGGAACAAAUAAAUCGCGAGGAGGACCGGUUGGACGUGUUAAUUCACAACGCAGGAACUGCAGAGGUGUUCGAGAAGAAGGUGUCAGAGGAUGGCUUAGAAAUAACUAUGGCGACAAAUCAUUAUGGACCAUUUUUGCUAACACAUCUUUUAAUCGAUUUACUAAAACGUUCGAAACCAAGUCGGAUAGUGGUCGUCGCAUCGAGCCUGUACUUUCUGGCGCGGUUAAAUCUGGAUAAUAUGAAUCCAACGACAACGUUUCCUGCAUACUUGUAUUACGUCUCUAAGUACGCGAAUAUUGUGUUCACGUUCGAGCUGGCAAGACGUCUCGAAGGUUCCGGGGUCACAGCUAAUUGCCUUCAUCCUGGACUGAUAAAUACUGGCAUUUGGAGUAAGGUGCCGCCUCCAGUAUCGUGGAUAUUGCGGUUUAUACUGAAUACUUUCUUCAGAACGCCUGCACAGGGCGCUCAGACCUCUGUGCACCUUGCUGUUUCGGACGAAGUGAACGGAAUUUCUGGCAAAUACUUUUCGGAUUGUCGCAUACAAGAACUUUCUGGUGAAGUAACGGACGCAGCGAAAGGUAAAAAGUUUUGGGAGCUCAGCGAAGCCAUGGUGAAACUUCAACCGACGGAUCCAAAGAUAUAGAAAUGUUUUAUUGAGUAUUCAAGUAUUGACCAUUUAAUUCCUAGUUAUCCUUUUUGCUCUUUAUAAUUUAUACCGACUAUAUCAACUGUGACAGUAAUAAAUAUU